Molecule: messenger RNA, 306 nt
Organism: Heterobilharzia americana
Lineage: Eukaryota; Metazoa; Platyhelminthes; Trematoda; Strigeidida; Schistosomatidae
Source: the annotation of a GenBank genome assembly
AUGGGUGAAGUUUUGAACCAAUCAGUAAAUCAGUCUCUAACUAAAAUCAUCAAUGUCUUGAAAAAAGUAACAAUUUAUGAUUCAAUUAAAAAAAUAAUAUGGAUUCAAGGUAAACAGAAAACCAAGACACAUUUGAUCUCAUUUCCUAGUAACGUUCCAAAGUAUCUUGAAAUUGAAAUUAAUGAAAAUUGCUGUACCUCAUUUUUUUACAUUCAUAAACUUACUUGUUAUAAAAGAAAAAGUUAUCAACAAUUUACUUAUUUUGAUAAGACAAAUGAACUUGUGUUCUUAAAACCAUCUGUUUAG